CUCGGUCAGAGCACCAAAGGCGACUUGAAUCUCAAUUUUGAAAUAGAUGCUCAAUCAACUUUAGAGGGUCCAAUUGAGGAGGUGGCCAGGGUGGAAGCUCAAGAAGCUGAGGACUUGCUUAACCACUUGGGGAUUCAGAGUCCAUUUUCUUCAAGACAUUCUCGCCGUGGCAUAUUUUGUAGCCGCACAUUGAAUCUUCGGUCAAUCAGUGCCAUUGGAUAUGACAUGGAUUACACAUUGAUGCAUUACAAUGUGAUGGCAUGGGAAGGACGGGCUUAUGACUAUUGUAUGGAUAAUCUAAAAAACGUGGGUUUUCCAGUUGCUGGACUUGCUUUUGACCCAGACUUGGUAAUCAGAGGCCUUGUUAUAGACAAAGAGAAAGGCAACUUGGUUAAGGCUGAUCGAUUUGGUUACGUGAAGAGGGCAAUGCAUGGUACAACAAUGCUAUCAACUCGAGCUGUCAGGUAUGUUCUGAAUCUUUUCAUUGUAUUGAUAUGUGGUUUGAGGAAAUCUGAGAUAACUAUUGCAGCAUUGACUGAACAUUGUCAAAUGGUGGACAUACAAAGAGCAUGCUCCAUCAAACAAGCUUAUUAAAUCUCCUAUAAAAUCUAU
Molecule: messenger RNA, 612 nt
Organism: Camellia sinensis
Lineage: Eukaryota; Viridiplantae; Streptophyta; Magnoliopsida; Ericales; Theaceae
Source: RefSeq, a predicted model, not a curated record